Molecule: messenger RNA, 1980 nt
Organism: Aspergillus calidoustus
Lineage: Eukaryota; Fungi; Ascomycota; Eurotiomycetes; Eurotiales; Aspergillaceae
Source: the annotation of a GenBank genome assembly
GGCACAGCUGUGCCCUAAGCAUGUCAAGACUCGGGAGGCGUCUGCCCGCGUAUUUUUCGGAUCUCCCCACCCCCCAAUCUACCACAACCCCUUCAUAUCAAACCUGAUAUUGUCCGAGUUUACGAAGCAUUUGUUGGCAUUGUAAGCCACGGCAUCAGUAAGAUUAGAAACUCCAAGCUGUUCCAGGAAAGCUGGAGGACCUCGGGCAAUUUCUCGAAGCGGUACAAGAUACGAGGAAGCCUCGCACAAUAUCCCAACGUGGUCUCUGGGAGGUCUGCGAUAUUGCAAGGGGAGCGGUUAAUCGGGACAAAACAGCUAUUUUUCCGCCCCCAAAACCCCAUUAUGCGGGUCCACGAUACUUCUUGCAGCUGUACCCCUCAGAGAAUGCAAAAGUUGGAGCUUUGGGAUAGUUCGUUGGAGACUAGCGCCCAACCACGAUUGGCUGCCCAGUGAUGCAGGCCAUUCUUCCGGAGUCUCCGAAGAAUAAUUUGAGAUUAAACUUCGAGAUAGUGUCCAGAGUCGCAAUUUACGUUUCGCCAUGGCCCAUGAGCGUUGUUCCGGGACGCCGACUGAGUUUGUCUCGCACAAAGGUUCUGCCCAAUGCGAUAUAUGUGCCUUUGACCUACCCUCGCAUGCUCGAUCCACGUUGCCCUUCUUGACACCACAGCCAGGGCCAUCGGUUCGAUGGUGAAUAGUUUUGCAAACGAGCCUCCCCCUUUACGGUCGGACGAUAGCCCUCGCAGCCCCAUUUAUCGCAGAUCAUGGGCGACAACAUUCAAACAGAGGCUCUGGCAAUCAUCCUCUUGUUUCCCAUUCUCAGCACAGUUGUAAUCAUAUUGAGGUGCUACUCUCGGUUUCUCAUUCGACAAUUUGGCUGGGAUGACAUUUUGAUCGUGAUCGCCUGGCUACUGGCCGUCGGACAGGCAUACACAGUGUGGAUAUACACCAAACUGUCCUAUCAAGGAUACCACAGCUGGGACAUACCCGAGCAAACCAUUGACGAACAAAUCCUAGCCCAGCGAUACAACCUCGCCAACCAACUACUCUAUAACCCCAUCCUGGCCAUCGUCAAGGCAUCCAUCAUCGUCUUCAUCUACCGACUCGAAGACCGCCGACCGGUCGUCCGCUGGAAUCUCCACAUCCUGUUCGCCGUGAAUCUGGGGCUCAUGAUCGCCAUCUUCCUAGCCGAUCUCUUCCAAUGCACUCCGCUCCACUACGUCUACGACUACCCACGGAUGGACUUGGUCGCACAAGAGGCUGCUGGAGCGGACGAGAAUGGGAUGGCCGAUGGAAAGGUGGUCAAGGGAGGGAGGUGCAUCCACCAAGUCAACUUCUUCCUCAUCUCGGCGGGCAUGACCAUCCUGACGGAUAUCUGGCUACUGUGCAUUCCGACUAUGGUCGUCUGGCACUUGCACAUGAACCGCCGGAAGAAGAUUGCCAUUGCCGGUGUACUCAGUAUGGGCGUCAUCGUCACUGUAAUCGGCAUUGCUCGGCUCGUCAUCUACAACGACCGCUUCAAACCGAACAAAACCGACCGCACUUACAACAUCGGGCACACGAUAUCGAGCGUCGAGGUCAAUGUCGCGAUUAUUACCGCGUCAGCGACCGCACUCACCGCACUAAUCAACCGCAUCGCGCCGCGCCUGUUCCCCAGCAGCAACAGUACCUCGCAGGGCCAGCGCCGGAUGAACACCUGGACGGCGUCAUCUGGCACGAGAAAUACAACGCGGCGCGGUCGGUCGCGGACGUCGUACGUGAUGAUGGGGAAUAUGAAUAAUAAGGGCCCGGCGCAUGUUAGCCAGGAGCAUAUCAUGGUGCCCGAGGACCGAUCCAGUCGGUCGCGUACGGAGGUGGAGAGUCAGACUAGCACAUGAUACCCUGUUUUUCUUGUUUGAUGUAUGUGAUACGAGUCCAAUCUAAAAAGUCUCUAAUUCACAGCGGUAUCCGGGCGUAAUUUUGUAUCCAAUGCCUCACAGCCAG